AUGAGAACCGACCUUUUCCUCGCCGUGGCCUAUGCUGCCAUUGUCAAGGCAUCGUCCGACUACGACCUGACCCUCUUCAGCGAGGCAGGCUACAAGGGAGAGGCAAUUCAGGCCGAGCCCAACCAGUGCAUGUCUUUCAGCAAGCACAACAUCACCCGCGCCAAGUCGGUCGCUCUGGCCGGCAACCAUGCCUGCAUGUUUUUCUCGUCGAGCUCCUGUGACCGCAUGGACCUGGCGCAGCCGAUCAUGGGCGACGUGCCCAACACGGACGUCUGGGGUUUUCCCUACGGCCCGCGCGCGGUCAAGUGUCUGUCGAGCAGCGCGACAGACGUGCUCAAGAACUACGACUGUACGUUCAACGCGUGGUGCAGCGUGCUCGAAAAGCAGGGCCUCUGCCCGUUUGACAGCAGCUGCACGCAGUACAAUCCGAUCGAGUUCCAGGACUGGCAGCGCUUCACAGAGCCGGGCGUCAGCCCGGUCAUCGACCGCUACCUCGUCAACAGCACGACUGCAGCGCUGAACCGGCCCAAGGAGGAGCUCAAGGCAGCCCGGCCGGCCAAGAUCGAGGUCGACAGCCGCAAGAACUGGGAGGGCGGCUCGGACGACUACAGCGCCAACUGGAUACCGCCGGCCCACCCAGACCCCGAGUCCAAGGCGGAGGCCAAGGCCAUGGCCAAGGAGGCCCACAAGCAGGCCAAGCAGGACCGCAAGCAGGACCGCAAGGACGCUCGGCGCAAGAACAAGGAGCAGAAGGCCUACGAGAAGGCCCUGUUCGAGAAGGCUGAGAAGGCUCGGAAAGAGAAAAAGGCCAAGGCCAAGGCCAAGGCCAAGGCGGUCGAGCGCAUCCGCAAUGGCGGCCACUGA
This is a messenger RNA of Grosmannia clavigera kw1407, 864 nucleotides long. RefSeq lists its product as uncharacterized. The transcript is spliced from 3 exons. The coding region runs from base 1 to 864 and encodes 287 amino acids. The record is from RefSeq and is a predicted model, not a curated record. NCBI's taxonomy places the organism in Eukaryota, Fungi, Ascomycota, Sordariomycetes, Ophiostomatales, Ophiostomataceae.